AUGGCAUCUAUCCCUAUAUCAGGCUCUUUUCCGAGUGGAUACGGCGACAUGAAGAUCAUUGCGAGCGAUGGUGUCACCUUUUACUUCCCAUCCUUCCUCCUUAUGCACAUGUCGCCGGUAUUACGGGACUCGCUUAAUGAUAUCAGACCUCCUGGUCACUCAUCUGUCCCAGGAGACCCGACGGUCAGCCUGAACACGGCAUACCCUUCAGACGUCAUCGAGGCAAUAUUACGCCUUUGUGAUCCAAAAAAAGAAGAGCCUUCCUUCGAUUCCAUGCCAUCGCAAUCUGCCUUUCUCGAGGCUGGUCACAGAUGGAAGAUAGAGCGGGUACUGGGAUGGUGGGAGAAAAAGGCAAACGAAACGUUGGAAAAGUAUCGUAUAGGCUAUAGAUACAAUAGCUUCUCGCCUGAAAUGGCACUCAUCCUCGCCUCGCGGUUCCAAGCAUCUCCGGUAUUCGCUCGAACCUGCUUGCGGGUUCUCAUCCUCGAGCCAUAUACGCAGUUACUCACGGAGCUCUCUAAACAAGAAUAUCCCCUGUACCCACCACUCUUCAUCCAUCUCCUCCAACUGCGUCAAGAGCGCACAAGAUUCAUCUGCGAGAAGAUUACACGACGACAUAAUGAUAUGAGAUCGUGUUCAAACUGUUCGUGGUUUGGACUUGGUUUGGGUCACGCUGUUCGUGAUUUGAUUCUUCAGGUGAUGGAGACCCCAUCUUGGCGGACGUUGAGUGCUUGGUCCUUUGAAGGGUGUAGAUGCGAACGGAAGAACGAUCAGCUCAUUGGAGCAGAGUGGGAAGAGGAUAUUUUGCGGCAGGAGAACCUGUUGCCACCAUUGCCGGAUGAUUGGCAGGACAGGCCAUGGAUGGAGAGUGCACAGAUGUCGCUUACAAGGGAGCACUCUGUACAAGCGGAGUAG
Molecule: messenger RNA, 915 nt
Organism: Serendipita indica DSM 11827
Lineage: Eukaryota; Fungi; Basidiomycota; Agaricomycetes; Sebacinales; Serendipitaceae
Source: the annotation of a GenBank genome assembly